Molecule: messenger RNA, 2683 nt
Organism: Carassius gibelio (silver crucian carp)
Lineage: Eukaryota; Metazoa; Chordata; Actinopteri; Cypriniformes; Cyprinidae
Product: rab5 GDP/GTP exchange factor-like
Exons: 9
Coding region: 159-1655 (498 amino acids)
Biological process (GO): vesicle-mediated transport
Cellular component (GO): cytosol; endocytic vesicle
Molecular function (GO): DNA binding; small GTPase binding; zinc ion binding
Source: RefSeq, a predicted model, not a curated record
AAAAAAGAUGAAUGCUCUGGAUUUGUCGUCGGGAAUGUUUACAUUCUUAGAUCAGACCACCUGUAGCCCCGCCCACACAACCAAUACACCAGUCGCGAGGAUAUGAGGUAUUUUGUGACCCUGGAGAAGAAGACCGCUGACGAGACAAAAGGGACACGAUGAGUCAGCGCUCGGAGCGACGGGGGAUCCAUGUAGACCAAUCAGAAUUGCUGUGUAAGAAAGGCUGCGGUUAUUAUGGCAAUGCUGCAUGGCAGGGCCUAUGCUCCAAGUGCUGGAGGGAGGAGUACCAGAAAUCUCGGCAAAGACAGAUCCAGGAGGACUGGGCUCUGGCUGAGAAGCUGCAGCGAGAAGAGGAGGCUGCUUAUGUCAGCAGUCACAGUUCCCCUCAGACCCAGCCUCCACAGUCCAACUCUCUUGCCACCUUCUCCAAGUUUGAAGAGAAGAAAACCAAUGAGAAGACCCGUAAGGUCACCACCGUUAAGAAGUUCUUCAGACCCUCUUCCCGCACAACCCCUAAAAAAGAGAGCCAUGAGGGUAAAGCGCCCAGUCCCUCCAUUAGCCGUCAGUCCAGCAUCGAGACUGAUCGCGUGGCACGAGACUUUGUGGAGUUCCUCAAGACCAUACACAAGCCGGGCAGAGAGAUCCACAAGCAGAGCCGUGGUUUCAUAGAGAGUAUGGGGAAUAAAAAGGAUCUCAGUGCUGAAGAGCUGUCUGAGUGUGUGCAGGACUUCUAUCAGGGCAUGUCUGACCGACUCUUGAAUCAUUAUAAAGGCUCCUCUGAGAAAGUGGAUAGGGUAAUGGACCAAGUGGAAAAAUACAUCAUGACUCGACUCUACCAGAGUGUCUUCUGUCCAGAGACCUCAGAUGAUGAGAAAAAAGACCUGGCCACCCAGCGCAGGAUUCGGGCCUUACACUGGGUAACCAUUCAGAUGUUGUGUGUUCCUGUGGAUGAGGAUAUCCCUGAGGUCUCUGAUAGUGUAGUCGAAGCCAUCACCGAUAUCAUUGAGAUGGACUCCAAGCGUGUGCCCAGGGAUAAAUUGGCCUGCAUCACCAGUUGCAGCAAGAAUAUCUUUAACUCCAUCAAAGUCACCAAGAAUGAACCAGCCUCUGCAGAUGACUUCCUACCCACUCUCAUUUAUAUUGUGUUGAAGGCGAACCCGCCACGGCUGCAGUCCAACAUCCAGUACAUCACACGUUUCUGCAACCCUUCAAGACUCAUGACGGGAGAGGACGGAUACUACUUCACCAACCUGUGCUGUGCCGUUGCCUUCAUAGAGAAGCUGGAUGCUCAGUCGUUGAAUCUCACCCCUGAAGACUUUGAGCGUUACAUGUCUGGUCAGGUUUCCCCCCGACAACAAGAAGAUCCUGCACCCUGGCCCCAGAGUGGUUCCUGUGUCAACCCAGCACUUAGCCAGAUCCAACAUAACCUCAAGCUCCUAUCCAACCUCGAGAAAAGACAGCAGCAGGUCACCGAGGGGGCGCAGAAUCUGCAGGCCGAACUGGCAGAAUGGCAGGACAGCGUGGCCCGCGAGGUGCAGGACAUCCUGGAGCGAUACCCACUGGAGAUCAAACCACGAGCAUCUGCGAUCGAUGCGGAGAAUGUGGAGAACGACAGGCUGCCACCACCCCUUCAGCCACAAGUGUUUGCGGGUUAGCAUAGUGUAAUGUCCUUUGGAUUGAAUAAGCCAGCAACAUGGUCGUACCAGACGGGUAAAGCAUUUUUAAAUGCAUUGGCUGCUCUUGUUAAAGUUCUUCACUCCUUCACUGAUUUGGGCUGUUACCAUUUCAUUUGUCUUUUAAAUUUGCUUUCAGUCCCCCGUCAUAUCUUUUCUGAAAACAUAUUAUUUUGUGACUACAUUUAUGCAGCUGAUUCAUAAUGGACGAGGCUUAUUUGUGAAGCUAAAUAAGCUUUUCUAACCUGACUUUGGAAGAUCUGUCAGCAAUUUGAUCUACUUUAAUACAAGUUGUUUUAAAUUACUGAAUCAAAUAGCUGCUAAUACGUCCUCUUAAUAUGAUUGCAGUUUUUUUGUGAUCAUAUACCACAUAUCAGCAUUUCUCUUGUAGAUAAGUCAUGUACACUGUUGGGUGUUUCACCCCAUGCCUUGAUGUGCAUUUCUCCUGAAUGAAUGCCUUUUUAUGGAUGUAUAAAAUGUUUUGUUGCUCAUACUAUAUACUUUGGAAGUUUAAAGUUGAACCCCAUGCAGAUUUUUUAGUUUUUAAAGGAAUUUUGGCGUAUUUUGGUACAUUUCAUUAUUAAAUGCUUGAUCACGUAAUUGAUCGGAUGUACUGUUCUGCAGAUGAUUCAGCAAUAAACACUAUUUACAUAGGAAUAUUUUUAUUUACAAAUGAAAAUAUAGGUAUAAAGCUGUGCAUUUGCUCACCGGAAUGUAUUCAAUUAUGUUAAGGUGACAUGACUGCAGGUUGCUUUAACUCCCAAGAUCAGAAUAACAUUAAACAUGUUUUGCGUUUGAUGAUGUCAGCAUUAUCCAAACCCAAUUUAAAUGCAAGUUUUAAUUUUAAUACUGCCCCAGCUGUAACUAUUACAGGUACUUUGCAAAACACUAUAUUCAUGUGGGGAAUUUUUUUUUUUUAAUUUACAGUAAUGAUGAUGAUUUAUGACUGUGUGUGAUAUUUUGUCUGAACUGUUUUAUGUAUGAUGUAAAUAUAAGUUGAGGUGUGUUAA